Molecule: messenger RNA, 192 nt
Organism: Alternaria rosae
Lineage: Eukaryota; Fungi; Ascomycota; Dothideomycetes; Pleosporales; Pleosporaceae
Exons: 1
Source: RefSeq, a predicted model, not a curated record
UGGCGUGAACACAUCACCACCUGCACCGCCUUAAUGAAGUCAGCCGUUCGCAAGGCUUCGGUAGCGACGCUUCUGGCGUCAGAUAGCCGGAGCAGGGCGAGCAUGCUGCAGAUCUUCCAUGUCAUCGCGCUUGUGCUCUUCCGAACCAUCAGCGAAUCCCUGAGACUGUUCACCGCUCAUGCAAAUCCUUGA